Ananas comosus (pineapple) is the source of this 1536-nucleotide messenger RNA. RefSeq lists its product as uncharacterized. The coding region runs from base 125 to 1249 and encodes 374 amino acids. Lineage: Eukaryota; Viridiplantae; Streptophyta; Magnoliopsida; Poales; Bromeliaceae. The transcript is spliced from 4 exons. Gene Ontology annotation, molecular function: nucleic acid binding. The record is from RefSeq and is a predicted model, not a curated record.
UCUUCUUUUAUUCGCCUCACAAAGAGAUUAGAGAGAGAGGGACGACGAAGAGGAAGAGGGUCGGAGUCUUCGUCUCCCUCCUCCUCCUCCUACUACUCCUCGGCAUCUUCUCUGUCGCACUCUAAUGGCGGAGGGGAAGGAGAUGGAGUCCCCCGCGAGUUGCUCCGCAGCGGCGGCGGCGGCGGAGGAGGAAAAGGGGAGGGAGGGGAUGCCCGUCCCCGUGGAUCCGUUCCUCGUCGAGGCGCUUGGAAACCCUAGGCAUCGGGUCACUGAAGUGGUUGCCUUAUGUAUACCUAUUCCUACUGCAGUACUACGGAUGGAGAUGGACAUUCAGAGAUUCAUGAAGAACCCCGACCUCUACCAAUUUGAAUUCCCGCACUUUGCGACAUCAUAUCUUAGGCGCUGUGCCCAUCGUGUGGCUCAGCAUUACGGGCUACAGACCAUGUCCCUGGACAACACUACAGAUGGUUCAGGGAGUAGGGUAAUGGCAAGGAAGACACUUGAUAGUAAGUUCCCUGCCAUCUGCUUGUCAGAAGUUUCUGCCCAACAGCCCGAGAAGGAGAUUGCAGAGAAAAUCAAGAUUGCAAUUCGUCCAAGGCCAAGAAGUGCUUCCUCGCAAAAUGCAGCCGAGCUUUAUAAUAAAAGUGGACUCCGAACUGUAGAAGAGCGGAAGGAGGAAUAUGAUAAGGCUCGGGCACGUAUCUUUAGUGGCUCUAAUAGUCCUGUAGAGGAAGGGUCAUCUUCACCUGUUUUAGCUGAAGGAAGAGGCCUUUUUACCAACAGAGAUGAGCAGGAAUGCACUAAGGUCACCGAUGAUAUUGAAAAGUUCACUAAGGAAGGUGGGUCCAGGGUUGCAAUUUUCAAAGACAGGGAAAAGGACCGGAGUGAUCCAGAUUAUGACCGCAGCUAUGAUAGGUAUGUUAGAGGUCUCAUGCACAACCAGAGUUUCAGUUUGGGGGCAUGCACUAUGGUUCAGCCCCCACUUCCACAGUUCGAUGCGAGGAUCUCUCAAUUUGGACACUUGCCGAGGAACCAAACCCCCAUGAGCUACAACCUUCCUCACUCAGCUAUGAACCCUUAUUGUGCGGCUUUUGGACAAAGUGAGAGUACAUCUAAGGAUCCUGUCUACUUUCAAUGGCCUAACCCAGCUAUGAUAUACGCAAACUCCUACGAGCAGUUGAGACUCGCACAGCUUCAGGCACCAUUUUAUCAGCAACUUCUGAGCUUUGGGCAUCCUCAGAAUUGCUAGCAGGUAUUCCAGCUAUUGCUACUCGUUCCGGGUUCAUUGUUGUUAGGAAGAGACAUUCUAGCUUGUCGAAAUCAGUACCUUCUCAUUCAAGUAUUCUGUAGUAAGAAUCUGAUAUAUGCAGAUAGACUCUGAUUGGGUAACUUCUGUAGCGCGUGUAUUCUAUGUUUUCAUGACACUAUUUGAUGAAAACAUAUUUUUGAUAUUUCUAUUUGUGUUUGCAUUGUUAUAAGCAAUUGAAAAGAGCCUAGUAUAUUGAAUGAAUCUACUGCUUUCGCUUCCGCUGGUUA